Molecule: messenger RNA, 1600 nt
Organism: Pectinophora gossypiella (pink bollworm)
Lineage: Eukaryota; Metazoa; Arthropoda; Insecta; Lepidoptera; Gelechiidae
Gene: Bsg
Product: neuroplastin
Exons: 4
Coding region: 183-1025 (280 amino acids)
Biological process (GO): cell-cell adhesion
Cellular component (GO): cell-cell junction
Molecular function (GO): cell adhesion molecule binding
Source: RefSeq, a predicted model, not a curated record
UAUUUGCUAUCUGUCAGCCGUUCACUCACUGCGCCAUUUUGCUGCAUUGUUCUAGUGUUCGUAACGUUGAUUAGUCAUUUGGAAGUCCUUCUUCCGUUGUGGUUGACUGUUUAGUGAGCAUUGCGCUCAUCUGAUAAGAAUAAUAUCUUUAAGUGAUUAGUAUCCAUCUAAUAGCAAUCACCAUGCGGCGAGUACUAUCCUGUUUGCCAGUGGCACUGCUAUUUUUAGCCACUGUGGUUCCCUCAAACGGACAAAGCGCGGCGCCGACCACAGACGCCGCGGAGGCCGCGGGCGGCGCCGACGACGGGGCCGACGCCGGCAAGGUGGAGUACUUCGACCUGCGCGGGAACUUCUCCCUCGACUGCAGCAGUCUCGGCAGCGCGGAGCCGCUCGUCUGGAGGAAGAACGGCACGGUGCUGGAGCUGUCGGAGCGGGGCCACCUGGUGCUGCUGCCGGCGGCGGGCGGGCCGCGCUCGCUGCUGACGCUGGGCGAGCGCGCCGUGGAGGCCGACUUCGGCAACUACAGCUGCAGCGCCGGCGCCGCCCAGCUGGCCUGGCAGCUGCGCGUGCGGCCCCACGCCAAGCUGCCCGCCGACACCAGCGUCGUCGAGGGCCAGAAGCUGAAGUUGGUGUGCAAGCUGGUGGGCCGGCCGUACCCGGCCGUCGUGUGGACCUUCAGCAACUCGUCGGAGACGGUGGAGAACGGCACGGAGGUGACGGCGGCCAUGGGGCCGCGCGCGGCGCUGCGGGCCAGCGAGCAGGGCGUGGAGGCGGGCGAGCUGGUGCUGGAGCCGGCCGAGCGCGGCGACGCGGGCUGGUUCCGCUGCGCCGCGGCCGGCGGCCAGGGCACGGCGGCCGUCACGCGCCUGCGCGUCAAGGACAUGUACGCCGCGCUCUGGCCCUUCCUCGGCAUCUGCGCCGAGGUGUUCGUGCUCUGCGCCAUCAUCCUGGUGUACGAGAAGCGCCGCACCAAGACCGAGCUGGAGGACUCGGACACCGACAACCACGACCAGAAGAAGUCGUAAGCAGCGCGGGCCGCCGCCCAGCCCCGUGGUCGCCGCCGCGCGCACCAUUGUGAUUUUGGAGUUUUUGUUUUUCAAAUCUUUAACCAAAUAUAUUGUUAAUUAAUUAAUUAGGGAUAGUGACACGAUUGUAGUAGGCCGCCCGCUUCACUUUACGCUCGCGUUCGAUGCGGGACGUUGUGGGACGAGACGGUGCCGCGCCCCGUCGAGGUAAGUUUAACGCAAGUAGGUACUUAAAUACUACGGACGUCCUUUUGUAUCACUUGUACCGCUCCGCGUUACCGAGUUAAUUUACAAAAACGAAUAUGUUUAGAACCCCCGCCGCUAACGUAUCCCUGUGCGCUUUAAACGUUUCCACUCGUAGAGCAUCGAUAUUAUAAGCGGAAUUAUACCGAAUUAACAUUUUGAUAUAUUAAUAUUAUGUUGAGUCUUCUAUCGUUUAUGUUGUAAAUAAUGGGUGUACAAUUGUACAUAGUUGCCUGUAGCGCGAGUAGACGCGCCCUGUGACGUGGGCCGCCGCCGCCGCCGCCGCCUGCUCGGGUACAACCAGUAACAAAUAAAUUAUGUAUUCAGUUAUA